AUGCCUUUGUGUCUUCAUCAUUAAUAACCUAUUGCUGAAAUUACCUUGAUUUAAUCUCCUACAGAAGAACUUUAAUUGUUUUGCUCGAAAUGCCCUAAAUCAUAAUGCAGCAGCCUUGAGAUAGUGCAAAUUUUAGAUCGACUUUCAAAGCUUAAAAUAGAAGACUAAUCCAAUGUUGAGAACUAUCUCAACUUUUUAUCAAAUAGAAUUAAUGCAAUCAAGCAAGGAUUUCUUCAAGUGAUUGAAAAUUUUGGUAAAUAAGUCAAGGAUUAAAUUAAAUUCUUCGAAUAACAGAUAAUUACUCCUGAAACUAUCAACUAUUACUCCACUAUCCAAUAAUUGACAUCUGAAGAUUUAAAACAAUUGAGUACUAUUUUCGCACUCAAUUUUCAAAUGGAUAACAAUUCAUUCUCAUAUCAUAAGACAAAUAGUAUUAUACAAUAAUAAGUCAUUAUACUCCAUAAUAAAAUAAAAAAAGUAAAUUAACUCAAAAUUUAAAUUGAAAAUUCCUUCAAUCCUGAUUAUUAAACCUAAAGUUAAAUUUAGACAGAUGAAGAAGAUUGCUUUAAUGAGAAGCCAGUAGGGUAUAACAACUAUAAUGAAAAAGAUAGAAUAGAAUACUCCUAACAAAUUAGAGGAAUAGAGUUUAGUUCAGAUUAUUAAUAUGUUUUUGCACAUAGCCAUGAACUACCUUUGACUGCAUUUAAAAUCGUAAAUAACAAAUUGUCUGCUUAUCAAAAAUUAGAAUUAAAAUCCUAAUAUAUCUCUUCAAUCGCUUGUAGUAAAAUGGCGAAUAGGAUUUAUGUUAUCUCUGAUAAGUACCUUGAAGUUUAUGAAGAAAACUAGUUAAACCUUUGGACACAUGUUAAAACAUAUGAUAUGCUACAAACUAUUAAUUUAAUUUAAAUCAGUAUAUCUGAGAUGAUAGCGUUAACUUUUAAAAAUGUGGUAAUGUUAUGGCCUUAAUAUGGGAAUUAAAUAUCACUUCCUUAGAAGCAUACAAAAAUUGUGAGAGAUAUAAGUUUUAAUUAUAAUUCAUCAUUUUUACUAACAGCAAGUGAAGAUAAUUUUGUAAUAUGGAAGGUCAGUAAUCCUAACUAAAUAGAAAUCUACUAGAAUUUUCAAGAUCAAUCAAUAAUCUAUGCUUAAUUUAGUGAUUCAGUUGAGAAUAUUAUUUGUGCAGUCAAUAGAUUUGGAAAUCGUUCUUUUUGGAAACCAGAUAUUCAAGGUUUAUUCUAUGAAGCAUAAGCAAUUUAUACUAGUUCUUCAACUUUUGGAUGCACUAUUAAGUUUCGAUUGAAUUCAAAAUUGAUUAUUUUGGGAAAUCAUUCAAUUUAACUCUUUGAAGUAGAUUAAUAAAAUGAUAAUGAAUGGGUAGUCAAGUAAUAGAUUAAAGUGAAUUGUUGGAAUCUUGAUGUAUCAAAGGAUGCUAAGUAUAUUGUUGCCGAUGAUUUUCGUAACUUAUGUCUUUAUGUAAGAGAAGAGUGA
Messenger RNA from Paramecium octaurelia, 1488 nucleotides. Lineage: Eukaryota; Ciliophora; Oligohymenophorea; Peniculida; Parameciidae. The record is from the annotation of a GenBank genome assembly.